This is a messenger RNA of Diuraphis noxia (Russian wheat aphid), 660 nucleotides long. Its product is annotated as aladin-like. Lineage: Eukaryota; Metazoa; Arthropoda; Insecta; Hemiptera; Aphididae. Gene Ontology annotation, cellular component: nuclear pore. The record is from RefSeq and is a predicted model, not a curated record. Gene Ontology annotation, molecular function: protein binding. Gene Ontology annotation, biological process: nucleocytoplasmic transport.
CUCGUGUUUUUGUGAUAAGCUGAUCACUUGUAUCAUGGUCGUUACGAUUUCACGAGUUUAAAAACUAAAUUAUUUCAGGCACACCGUCACAGUAAUAUUUAUCUAUUCUGUGGUAAUACAGUUAAAAUCCUAUAAUCACAAUUCACAAGUGACCACAAUUUCUGUACUCUCAGAAAACUAUUGUAGUGUUAGACGUAGAUUUAAACGUUUCGUGAAUAAAGAGAAUYGUGUUUUCAUCGUUAUUGUAUAGCUGCUUUUGGUGUUYAAAAUAUUUCUCUGUUGUUUUAAAUUUUGAUAAGGAAACUCGUGAGUCGUGUAUGACAGUACCUACGUACCGAAAACAUACGAUUUAAUAUGUGUUCUUUGAGAGAUUUCCCUGAACUACGGGAUUGCAGUAUUACAGAUAAGAAUGCAUCCAUGGCAUUAGUAAUCAAAAGAGUGAAACCUGAGUUGAAAGGAGAUCAAAAUCCUGAACCUUUAUUUUUACCAACUUCAGGACUAACAACAUUUCAACAAAUUCUAAAUAAAUUUGUUGAAGAAAACUUUUGGACUGCUUGUGAUGAAGUAACAAAAUAUUUCAAAAGAAAUCCAAGUAAUCUAUCAAUUCUUAUGUAUCCGUUGGGAGUAAUAAUGAAAUUUUCUCCUCGCGCAAGUUUGAAG